This is a messenger RNA of Coniophora puteana RWD-64-598 SS2, 2386 nucleotides long. Its product is annotated as S-adenosyl-L-methionine-dependent methyltransferase. Gene Ontology annotation, cellular component: nucleus; cytoplasm. Bases 19 to 2331 code for a protein of 770 amino acids. Gene Ontology annotation, biological process: tRNA methylation. The transcript has 15 exons. NCBI's taxonomy places the organism in Eukaryota, Fungi, Basidiomycota, Agaricomycetes, Boletales, Coniophoraceae. Gene Ontology annotation, molecular function: tRNA binding; tRNA (cytidine-N5)-methyltransferase activity. The record is from RefSeq and is a predicted model, not a curated record.
ACUCAAUCUUAUCAGGCCAUGGCUCGUGGAAAGAGAAGAAGACAGACCAAGCCUUCGUCAGCACCCGACGAUGAUCGCCCCGACGUCCUCGAGAAAGCCGACAUGUGGAACGAGCGGUUCAGCAAGUACUACAAGGCCCAAAAUAUCAUUCCUGAAGAAGAGUGGGAUAAGUUCAUGGACAGACUCAGAGAACCCCUGCCCACUACUUUCCGUGUUGCUGGUAGCAGAGAAAUAGCGCACAGUCUCAACAGCACAAUCGAGACCAACUACGUCUCCCAGCUCACUGGCGCGACGUUCGAGGGCGAGACUGUUCCCCCUCCCGCGAAGAUUCCUUGGUAUCCCGAUGGUCUCGCAUGGCAGUUCAACGUCUCCAAGAAGGUUUUGCGCAAGCAGCCCGAGUUCAGAAAAUUUCAUUCGUUCUUGGUGUACGAGACUGAAGUGGGAAACAUUUCACGUCAAGAAGCUGUUAGCAUGAUCCCGCCUCUACUACUCGACGUGGAGCCUCAUCACAAGGUUAUCGACAUGUGUGCUGCACCGGGCUCAAAAACCGCCCAGCUCCUCGAGGCCCUCCAUGCACGCGACACCGCAACCGCAACCUCCACCCCGCCCGGCCUCCUCAUCGCCAACGACAGCGAGAGCAAGCGCGCGCACCUGCUCAUCCAUCAGUCCGCGCGCCUGCCCAGCCCCGCGUUCAUGGUCACGAACCUCGACGCGUCCAUCUACCCGAUCAUGCGGCUUCCCAACUCGACGUCGACGACCAGGGGCAAGGUCAAGAACCAGCUGCUGUUCGACCGCAUCCUGUGCGACGUGCCGUGCAGCGGCGACGGAACCCUGCGCAAGAAUAUCGGCAUCUGGAAGAAGUGGCAACCUAUGGAUGGCAAUGGGCUUCAUGGGCUUCAGAUCCGUAUUCUGCAGCGAGCGAUGCGCAUGCUCGAGGAUGACGGCCGGAUAGUCUACUCGACGUGCUCCCUCAAUCCCGUAGAAAAUGAAGCUGUUAUUGCCGCGGCCCUCAACUCCAACCCAGAGUUCGAGCUCAUCGAUGUCUACGACCGCCUCCAGGAACUCGUAAGACGCCCUGGCAUAGCAACUUGGAAGCCAACAGUCGACCGGAACAUUGACACGUCUUUCGCUACCUGGGCUGAUUAUGUGGCUUCAUUAGAAGGCAAACAACCCGCGGCAAAGAUGGCCGAAACCCACUGGCCACCAGCGAAUGCGGAGGAGCUUGGGCUGCCCAAAUGUCUGCGCAUAUAUCCGCAUUUACAAGACACGGGUGGGUUUUUCGUCGCAGUUCUGCAGAAGAAGGGAACAUCCAAGGCUUCCGCCGGUACAUCAGAGCGGAAACGUCCUGCCGAUGAAGUGGCCGAUGCAAAUCCAGAGAACGAUGCCAAAAAGGCCAAAUUCGAUGGCGAGGGCGAGGACGAUGCAACAGCGGCGGACGUCACCAUGCUUGAUUCGUCUGAGCAGACAAAUGCAGACGGUGAUGCUGCCGCUCAACCUGCUGCGCCCUCCAAAUCGAAUACGACAGCGCAACCAAGAAAGGUAUUCGAUACAGGGUUCAGAGAAUCCCCGUACACUUUCCUUUCCCCCGAUGACCCUGCGAUCAAACAAUGCAUGGAACAGCUCUUCUUGGAUCCCUCCUUCCCCUCCUCAAACGUCCUCGUCCGGAGCCCCUCUGGCGAGACCGUCCGCUCGCUCUACCUCACCAACGACAUCGUGCACGCCGUCGUCGCCGCGAACGACUACACGCGCAUACGCCUCCUCACAUGCGGCACUAAAGCCAUCACGCGGCAAGAGGCCAGCAAGGGGAUUGCGGCGCAGUUUCGCAUCCUCGGCGAGGGAUUACCUGUCGUACUGCCGUACACGCGCCCGGACACCAUCCUCGAGGCAGAUGCGGCGGCGCUCAAGAUCCUAUUGUCGGUGUAUUAUCCGCUGUCUUCCUCGUUUGGAGAGCCGUUCAGGAGUGCGGUUGAUGCCCGGGAAACUGGAAGCCACAUUGUGCGCUUCCCCGCCUCCUCUGAAAUCAACUUGACGCACGACUUGCUCGUGCCGCUUUGGAAAUCCAACGUAUCCAUAUCGAUGAUGAUUGACAAAAAAGCAAAAAGUGCAUUGAGUUUACGUCUCUUCGGUGAAGACAUCACCGUCGCUGCUCGCGAAGCAGCCCAAAAGAACCGCGGAGCUCGAGGAAAUGUACCAGCAGCCGCAGAGCCCGCCCCCGAAGUCACUGCUGAACAAGCCGAAGUAGAGCCUGACGGCGAAGAGCAGACAAACGCAGACGAUGAUACUAUUAUUGACGACACUAUUAACGACGAGCAUAGCAAGCAAAACAGUUAGACACAUUACUGGGUAAAGUGUACACUACGAAAACAAAGCAAAAGACAAGCAUCCC